UUGAACAGCUGUUACAGAGGCUGAAGACCCUGCCUGGAAAAGAUUCGGUGGGGGACAGCGCUGCUGGAAUCAGGAUUGGCCGCUGAGUUGGAGUUGCCCCGCCUGCUCCCAUGUCCGCGGCUGAACACCUGGACCCGAUUCCUGACAACUUCAUCCUGCAGCCGCCGGUCUUCCACCCGGUGGUUCCCUAUACCACAACAAUUUUCGGUGGCCUGUAUGCAGGCAAGAUGAUCAUGCUGCAGGGUGUGGUCCCUCUACAUGCACAAAGGUUUCAGGUGGACUUCCAAUGUGGGUGCAGCCUGCACCCUCGGCCAGAUAUUGCCUUCCACUUCAACCCUCGCUUCUACACUGUCAAACCCCAUGUCAUCUGCAACACCCUUCAAGGUGGAGUCUGGCAGAAAGAGGUCCGGUGGCCUGGUGUCACCCUGCAGAGAGGUGCUAGCUUCCUCGUCCUCUUUCUCUUUGAGAACGAAGAGGUGAAGGUGAGUGUUAAUGGACAGCAUUUUCUUCACUACCGCUACCGGCUCCCACUGUCACGUGUGGACACCCUGGGCAUAUAUGGUGACAUUUUGGUGAAGGCUGUUGGAUUCUUGAACAGCAAUCCAUUUGUGGAAGGCAGCAGAGAGUAUCCAGUUGGAUAUCCCUUCCUGCUGUAUAGCCCCAGACUGGAGGUGCCCUGCUCACGUACUCUUCCUCAGGGUCUCUGGCCUGGGCAAGUCAUCGUAGUUCGAGGACUGGUCUUGCAAGAACCGAAAGAUUUCACCCUGAGCCUGAGGGAUGGGGCCACCCGUGUUCCUGUGACACUCAGAGCUUCCUUCACAGACAGAACACUGGCCUGGGUCUCCUCCUGGGGACGAAAGAAGCUGAUCUCAGCCCCCUUCCUCUUUUACCCCCAGCGAUUCUUCGAGGUACUGCUUCUGUGCCAGGAGGGAGGGCUGAAGCUGGCACUCAAUGGGCAAGGGCUGGGGGCCACCAGCCUGGAUCAGAAAGCCCUGGAGCAGCUGCGGGAGCUCAGGAUCAGUGGAAGUGUCCAUCUCUACUGCGUCCACUACUAG
Molecule: messenger RNA, 1055 nt
Organism: Arvicola amphibius (Eurasian water vole)
Lineage: Eukaryota; Metazoa; Chordata; Mammalia; Rodentia; Cricetidae
Gene: Lgals12
Product: galectin 12
Exons: 9
Coding region: 111-1055 (314 amino acids)
Biological process (GO): lymphatic endothelial cell migration; intrinsic apoptotic signaling pathway
Molecular function (GO): integrin binding; lactose binding
Source: RefSeq, a predicted model, not a curated record